Messenger RNA from Electrophorus electricus (electric eel), 2795 nucleotides. It is a transcript of the gene tex264b, whose product is annotated as testis expressed 264, ER-phagy receptor b. The record is from RefSeq and is a predicted model, not a curated record. Gene Ontology annotation, cellular component: autophagosome membrane; endoplasmic reticulum membrane; nucleus. Gene Ontology annotation, biological process: reticulophagy; protein-DNA covalent cross-linking repair. Lineage: Eukaryota; Metazoa; Chordata; Actinopteri; Gymnotiformes; Gymnotidae.
CACACGAAGUUCCAAGGUGACGAAAAUAAGAAAAAAUACAUAAUAAUAAGCCUUAGCUAGCAUUGACCCAUUACAAAAUCAACUAAACACAAGACAGAUUAGCUAGCUAGCUAGCUGCUUUACUAAUGAAAUAGAUACAUAAACUGAAUUCUUACAGUAACAAUACAGUAAUAACAAUAUACAAUACAAAAUACAAACUAGUAAGAUGCGAUUCUGUUGCGCAGCGUCUAUUAUCUUAAAUAUUUAUUUUACGUAAUAAUACAUAGGCAAAACGUAUUCUCUUUUUAUCUUUUUGACACUACUUCCAUAUAGUAAAACUAUUACCUUUAGCAUUUUAAAUACGUUAUUAUACGUGUGUACAAAUGUGUAACAAUAUGUACUAUAACAGCUGUAUUUGACGUUAAGGCAUCAAAGUGCACCCCUUUGUGUAGUGAUGGUACAUCCAGGAAGCAGAUCACCACAUGUCCCGUGUUUGGGGAACUGUGCUACAUCAGCUGCAGUCCGCGACUGGGUUUUUCUGAUUUUAACGUUAUAAACAGAGAUCCCUCACCUACACUUUAGCUGGUCCGCCCGAGAAUAUUGCCCAACGGUGUUUAACGAAUGUGAAUGUUACUGCAACCUCGUCUAGCUGCUGGUACUGCACGGAUAAGUUGCGAUGGAUGUAUUGACUUUGAGUGUGAUUGGAUUCCUCUUGAUAAGUCUCCUCUUAACGGGCUAUAUAAUGUACUCUGGUCUUCUGACGGAAAUCCACAUCAGGACCGGGUCUCCUCCUAUCGGGGGCAUCACUGUAGCUUAUAAAUACAAAGAGGGGCCUUAUAAAGAAUGCGGAAUGCUGUUCUCUGAGAGUGGCAGGAUAGCCCCAAAGCUGCCGACCGUAGGUGUCUUCUAUGACGAUCCCAAAAAGGUGCCAGGCUCGAAGUGCCGCUGUGUAGUGGGCAGUAUUCUGAGCGAGGGUGACGAGACGCCUGCCACAGAGCUCCAGCAGCUGUACGAGAAGUGUGGCUUCCGGAUCUUCACCUUCCCCGAGGUCACCCACGUGGUCUCAGCCUGCUUCCCCCACCGAACUUUUCUCUCCAUCUACCUGGGAGUGUGGAGAGUCUACCCACGCCUGGCGCGUUACAUUAAGAACAGGAAGCUCUGUGCUCACCCUUUCCUGGAGAUCUACAAGGGCCGACUGAUCCACUACAUGGGUCCGCUGGCCAGGCAGGGAGACUUCUAUGUGCCUGAAGUCCAAGAGUCUCCAAGGAGACCACAGGAAGGGGAGGAGUCAGAAGAGGAAAGGAGAACGGACAUCUCAGGUGCAGACUCCUACAGUGAGUGCAGUUCGGUGAGUUACCCGCACCCCUCAGACAGCCGAGACCAGUCACGAGCCCGGGACCAGGAGCAGGACCGGGACCGAGACUCGGACCCGUUUGAGCACAGCGAAUCCGACUCGGAUGGCCAGAGCAACUCCAGUGCUUCGUCCUUCGAGGAGCUGGACUUGGAGAAGGAUAGAGUGAAGCCAGAGAACAAACACACACCUGACCACUCCGCAGAUGAGGAACUCAGUCCCCAAAAGCGAAGGAUGGUGGUAGAAGGGGAAGAGUGAGAGAGGGAGCGAGGGAUGGGAUUAAGGAAACAUAAUGGAGGCACGAAUGGGGAAGGGAAGGAAAACGAGAGAACGCUCUCUUUGGUUGUACUUUGAAAUGUUUUGGAGGUUUUUUAUUAAUAAUACCAUUUUGGAAGAGAAAAUGGUCUCUUUGCGCUUUGGUUAUAAACUGGGUAUUUUUAAAAAUAAAAAGCAUGUUCAGUGAGGGAAUAGUUUAUGUUUGAUAGGACUCUGAAAGAACGUGAACCUUUUAACUGAAAAGUGUAUUACAGGAGAAUGAAUUGUUUGCGCUUGGUUGGGUUUAAAAUGUUCCUAGUGUUUUGAGUGUUUUAAAGGGACCUUUCUUUAUUUUGACAAGUUAUUCAAAUAAGGUCAGGCUUAUCCUUGAAGGAAAUCAAUAGAAACUCCCUCAGUUUAGGGGUUUUUGAAAACAGUCUGGGCCAGGUAAUCUGGACUUCCUGAAUAUAUUGUUGUUACUGUUUUUUUUCUUUUCAACAUCUUUGCUGUUUAUAUUAAGUAAUGUCAUUUAAAUUAGAUGUUUUGCUUAUGGUACUGAUUUAAAUAUCUUGAUGUCUGAGGUAUCGUUGAUAUUUCCUUAAAAAUGUUAACAUAAGAUAAAGCUGAUUAUUAGUAAAUGCUUGAGUGAUAUCUUUUUCUAGAUGAUUCUAUUAUAUAUUAAUGUUAUUUUUUGAGAAUUAGUGUUCUGCAGCAUAUAAAUUAUUCAUGAAUAAAUAAUUAGAAGUGCAGGGGUGAAGGGGAAACCCCAUUCCAAUAGUCUUCCUUGUAAUCAAACAAAACAAUACUUGAAUUAAAAAAAAAAAGCUUUUUUUUCUGUGUACCAUGUAAUAUUUGUUCAACAAAGCCAAGUAUUUUUUACUACAAAUUCCACAAUAUGCAGUGUAAUUUAAAAACACAUUACAGUAAGAUACAGAUUAUAGAUGACAGUCAACAUUACGCUGAGGGCCAUCUUAUUUUAAUCGCCAUUUAUGUGUACAUGUUUUGUUUUGUUGUAGUUUGUUUAUUUUUGUCUUAGGUGGUCAUAUUGAAAUUCACUGAAAUUCCUUCUGCUGUAUUUCUGUUUGGAGUUAAUGUUUCAUUAUGUGGUCCUUUUCCACCCAAAAUAUGACUGGCAAUAUAUAUGGCACUAUUUUAGGUGCUGCAUUGGAACACGCACUCAAUGUUUUUCAUUAAAAAAAAUGAGAAUUUC